Neolamprologus brichardi is the source of this 1769-nucleotide messenger RNA. It is a transcript of the gene guca1c, whose product is annotated as guanylate cyclase activator 1C. NCBI's taxonomy places the organism in Eukaryota, Metazoa, Chordata, Actinopteri, Cichliformes, Cichlidae. The record is from RefSeq and is a predicted model, not a curated record. Gene Ontology annotation, molecular function: calcium sensitive guanylate cyclase activator activity; calcium ion binding.
UCAGAGCUCAGAGUAGGUGCUACACUUUCCUCUGUGGAUUCACUUUUAUCAGCAGCUCUCUACGGGUUUCUGGACAAAAGUCCCAAUCAUCUGGAGUGAAAAUGGGUGCCCACGGCUCCAACCUGGAUGAUAUCCUGGAGGAGGACAUGCACCACUGGUACACGAAGUUCAUGAAGGAAUCCCCUUCGGGGCUCAUCACGCUCUUUGAGCUGAAGACAAUGCUUGAAAUGAACGGUAUGACAGACGAGGCCGGCAGUUAUGUGGACCAGGUCUUCGUCACCUUUGACAUGGAUGGGGAUGGCUACAUAGACUUUGUUGAAUAUAUUGCAGGCAUUAGUUUAUUAUUGAAAGGAGAAAUAAAUCAGAAGCUAAAGUGGUACUUCAAGCUCUUUGAUCAGGAUGGAAAUGGAAAAAUUGACAAGGAUGAACUGGAAACUAUAUUUAAGGCCAUUCAAGACAUCACCAGAAGCUACGACAUCCCUCCAGAAGAUAUUGUGCAUCUUAUAUAUGAGAAGAUUGAUGUCAACGGAGAAGGUGAGCUGACGCUGGAAGAGUUCAUCAGUGGAGCGAGGGAGCACCCUGACAUCAUGGAUAUGCUCACUAAGAUGAUGGAUCUAACUCAUGUCUUGGAAAUUAUUGUCAAGGGUCAACGGAGGAAAGCUCUGAACUGAGUCAGUAAACAACAAGCCGAAGAACUGACAUCACCCUGACUUUAAAGACUGUACGGACUUGACGAUGCACCGAGUCCCACCUCAAACUGCAAAAACCCAAACUGACAGAGCAGGAGCACACAAAUAUCUCUCUGCAUAUCACCAGAUAACACGCAGAAUGAAGCAACAGAAUGAAGCAGAUAACUUCCCCACCUCUGUCAACCUGUAUGUGCCCUCAGAGUCAUUGUACAGUUUACUUUUUAAAUUUUUUUAAAACAGUUUACCAAUUGUGGCGAGGCUUGGUGCCAAAAAAAAAGUAAAACUGCUUUUAGGGUCUCAUCAUGGGCCUAGCAGAUUAUGCAAAGUAAGGUUAAAAGAAUCGCUUUUAUUUAAUUCUGACUAAUGAUUCUAAAGACUCCUAAAAUGAAUGGUCAGUUUCUGAAUAUUUACAGCAUAAACAGAGUAUUGGGGUAUUUACAGUCUAGUCUACAACACUCGCGGGGACUGUUGGUAGUUUUGUGUUGACGAGUUUGUAAAAUCUGAAAGAAAAGUCCAUUAUUAGUUAAAACACUAAUGGACACUAAACUAUUUGUGAUUAUGUACAAAAAAUAUGAUGUUUUAAAAUAUCUUCCAAUUAAGGUUGCCUUAAAAUCAGUACAUUUGUUUAUUUUUUUAAUAACCCCCUACACAAGCAAAAGAUUCUUUGGUUUUUACCAAAGAUCCAGGCAUAAACAUGACAGAUUCCAUUUUGCAAAACCUGCAAUAAUUUCCUUUAAUCAAUGACGUAACUUUAAGAGUAGCAUGCAAAGUUUACCACGUUGUUGUUGCGUCAACCAGCUUCAAAUAGAGAAUUAGGAAAAUAGAUAAAACUAAGAUAUAUAGAUUAGAAAAGCUAAAAACUGAGGAAACAAAGCACAGUUUGUUAUUUAAUGAGAUGCAGCAUUUAGAGGUAUUGUUUCAGUUUUACUGCUUGACAACUGAACCAGCUCAAGGAUGCCAUCUUGUGAGGAAAAAGAUGAAGAACUAGUGCAUGUUAGUGUGGUGAGACGAAUGGUGUAAUUCAGCAACGCCAGCUGUUGUAUCACUCACAUUUCAAAAUAAAAUGAAAAGAAAGCCAAA